CGAAAACUUGAGGGAAGGAGCAGACCUCCUCCAUCCUUCGUGCCUUCCCCAACUUGAAACUACCUGGGCAGGAACCAUCUCGGCUUCUGUCAUCUCGUCUCUCAUAUACAUAUCUGCAGGAUGAGGCCGCACAACGCAACCACACUCGCCGCCAGGGCGCGAGGCAGCAUACAACCAAGCACAUACGGGCGCGCAGUCGCAUAUAGGCGGUUAUCGACAGCGCCACGGGCGUCGCGCUCAUCAGUAGCACAGUCGUCUGAUGCAUCGCACCUGCAAUUCCUGCGCAGCAACUUCUUGCCCCAGGACGUUCUCUUCCGCGCCGCCGCCGCACAUGCACGCCAGUUUUCUUCUCAGUCUGCGCUCUACCAGCAGGCGCAGAAGCAGAAGCCCGUGAAGGAGGAAGCAGCCAAGUCUGAAGCCGAGAAGGAGAAGACCGCAGAGGAACUUUACGAAGAGGAGAAGGCCAAGGCGAAGCAGGCGGGCGAAGAGGAGACUGGCGAGCAAAAAGAAGGCGAGCAGAAGGAAGGCGAAGAGGGCAAGAAGAAGGAGAAGAAGGACGACAAGCCCCCGCCACCUCCCCACGGUGACAAGACGCCAUGGCAGGUCUUCACAGAGACGCUCCAACAGGAGUUCCAGGCCUCGAAAGAGUGGAACGAGGGCACAAAGGAGCUUUCUGGUCAGGUUCACGACUUCACAAACGACCCCCGUGUGCAGCGGGCGAGAGAGGCUUCCGAGGCUGCGAAGACAAAGACUGCUGCAGCCUUGAAGGCCACAGCAUCAGCAGUCGGGCAGGGUGCUGCGUGGACUUGGGACACAAUGCCCGUCAAGGGCGUACGCGCUGCUGCCAGGGUCACCGGUACUGGUCUCGACUACGCCACGCGACCAGUGCGCCAGACCAAGGCUUUCCAGGCCGUCAAAGAGACCAUCGACGAUGGCAGCUCCUCGCGGUACGGAGGUUGGGUUGAGAAGGAGGAGCGCAGGAAGCGAAGGGAGCUGCGCGAGCUGAAUGAGCUCCAGCGAACUGGUGGCAAGCCCACCGGUCCCAUGGAGGAGGACAUUGAAGCCGGCACAAACAUCACCCUGCACAAGGACGCCAAGUACAAGGAAGUCUGGAGAGACUGGAAAGACAACUCCAAGCUCGCCCAGGGUUUCUUCAGUAUGAAGCAGACAUAUGGCGAAUCCGACAACGCCAUCAUCUUGACCGCUCGCAGCAUCACCGACCGCAUCGCCGGCUUCUUCUCCGAAAACGAGACUGCCAUGGUCAUCAAGAAGUUCCGCGAAAUCGACCCCAACUUCCAGAUGGAGCCCUUCCUGACCGAAAUGCGCGAGUACAUCCUGCCCGAAGUCCUAGAUGCCUACGUCAAGGGCGACGUCGAAGUCCUCAAACAGUGGCUCUCUGCAGCGCAAUACUCCGUCUACGCAGCACUGAUGCAGCAAUACAAGACCGCGGGCCUGAAAUCCGACGGCAAGAUCGUUGACAUCCGCGGCGUUGACGUUCUGAACGCGAAGCUCCUCGAGCCCGGCGAGAUCCCUGUUUUCAUCCUCACCGCGCGCACGCAGGAGGUCCACGUCUACCGCAACGCGAAGACUGGCGAGCUUGCGUCUGGCAUGGACGACAAGGUCCAGCAAGUCACAUACGCAAUCGGCGUCACCAGAAUACCGGAGGACGUCAACAACCCCGAGACGAGAGGCUGGCGCCUCAUUGAACUGCAGAAGAGCGCCCGCGACUACUACUGAUCGACUCGCGCACCGUUUGCUUUCUCCGCACGUCGUGCUGUACUACCAUUUGUUUUGCAUUUUUCGCUGCGCAUGGGUGCCUCCAUGCGGUUCCGAGGCUGGGGCAUUUCUGGCGUCUAAAAGGUUGAGCCUGAUGUUUUCCACCGCUCGGUCUUAUUGCGACGCCUUCUUCUCAGGGUCGUGGGAGUGGAUCACGAUACACUUCACUUCCCCACUCUGUACGUAUACUUGUAUAAUAUUUGAUGAGACGAGAGACGGUUGGGUGUAUGGAGGCCAUGAUAUGGUGUGUAUAAGACUAGAUUGAUCGGUGCGAUCUGAAUGAGAGGAUGUCCACAACUCACGUUUGCAAUGAAUCUGUUGAUGGUGACAAGUCAGUCAUGUUCUGCGAUCGUGCGGCAAGCGCUCCUUUCUUCUAUACAAGCUGGUGUUGGCACCUUCCAGCGUCCUCAAGCAAUACCGGCCGGGUAAGCAUCCUACACCCUUCGACCUCC
Didymella exigua CBS 183.55 is the source of this 2228-nucleotide messenger RNA. Its product is annotated as TIM44 subunit of mitochondria import inner membrane translocase. Gene Ontology annotation, cellular component: mitochondrial inner membrane. NCBI's taxonomy places the organism in Eukaryota, Fungi, Ascomycota, Dothideomycetes, Pleosporales, Didymellaceae. Gene Ontology annotation, molecular function: protein-folding chaperone binding. The transcript is spliced from 2 exons. The coding region runs from base 121 to 1737 and encodes 538 amino acids. The record is from RefSeq and is a predicted model, not a curated record. Gene Ontology annotation, biological process: protein import into mitochondrial matrix.